AUGCAGCCUCCAACUUUUCGGAGCAAAGCUUUCCAAGUGCCCUUCGCAUUGUGGAUACCGUUGCCAGUGCGUCUGUCAACGGUGGACUUCUUGGACUUGGAUUUAGACCUCUUGGAGUUGGGCGGCCAAGUGAGCUGGGCAGAACCGCUUGACCUUUCGAAGGUGCAGGACUAUGUGGUAUAUUUGGGCAACUCCAUCGACCGCUCACAGCUUGGGGUGGCGCAGAAUUCGCAGCUGGACAUUCGGGCUGAAACACCAACUGGCCGCUUCGAGUCGCUCUUGGUUUACACCAGGUCCAGUUUGGCCGAGCAGAGUUCGCCCUCAUCCUUGAUCUUCCAGGACAAUGAGGUCCUGCUGAACAUCUCGUUCUACGACCUCGAUCUCGACGAGGGUGACUUGGGUGGGCUGGCAAAUUGGUCCGGCACAUCAGAGGAAUUGGUGCUGGAAUAUGCUGUGUACUUGGCAGAGAUUUGCGAAGGGCAGGAGAGGAAUGACACAAGUGACACCAGUGAUGUGGCAACAUGGGAGAACAGCACGAGCCCUGACUUUUGCAACCUUCGUUACAUCGACACGGUGAACGCCAGCGAGCCAAGAGUCCAAAUUCCAGCGGAGACUCCGAAGAUGAACUCGACGCAUUUGGCAGUAUUUGCACGUUCAGCGCUGGUCGAACAACGAACGCCUUCGGCCUUGCUGUUCUUUGACGCCUCGGCUAGUGUCACACAGUUGAGCUUCGCAGAUUUGGAUUUGGAUGUUGGCCAACUUGGAGGAAGCAUCACCUGGCAAGCUGCUGACACAGCAGCUGCUCCACGCGUCCUGAGCUACGAUGUGUAUUUGGCUCCUGAUACAGCGGCAACACAACGAUCUCGCAUGGGAUCGCAGCCUGUGGGACAGGAAGCAUUGGUCGUGGAACCUGAAACUGACCUCUUUGAGUUCAGCUACAUUGUGGUUUUCACUCGAUCUGCACUCACAGAGCAGACAACUCCGGUGGGGUUGCAUGUCUCAGACACACAGGCCACCGUUGAAAAUGUGAGUUUCAUUGACCUGGACUUGGACUUCACUGAUGCUUGGGGCAAUUUGGAUUAG
Durusdinium trenchii is the source of this 1083-nucleotide messenger RNA. The record is from the annotation of a GenBank genome assembly. Lineage: Eukaryota; Dinophyceae; Suessiales; Symbiodiniaceae.